This is a messenger RNA of Porites lobata, 786 nucleotides long. NCBI's taxonomy places the organism in Eukaryota, Metazoa, Cnidaria, Anthozoa, Scleractinia, Poritidae. The record is from the annotation of a GenBank genome assembly.
AUGUUGAUCGCAAACAUGGCCAUGUCCGACCUGCUCUAUCCAAUAUUCCUGUUCCCUGUUCGUCUGGCAGAGAUGCACGUUGGCUGGUGGCUUAUUGGUGGUACCCUUGGUCAGGCCUUAUGCAAGAUACACACUUUUCUUGCUGAUGUUUCCUCGUUAGUGUCGAUUCAGAGCCUGGUUCUGAUAACAGUGGAUCGAUUUGGAACUGUUGUAGUUCCACUCCGUUCACCCCUCAUCAGUCGCAAGUUUUGUCCCUUCUUUAUUGUCGCUACGUGGAUCAUUGCAAUGACCUUUCAUUCGCCAUACUUUUUUGCUUUUAGACUGGUUGAAUACCCUGGGGGGAUUUUGUGCGAAGGUCUGUGGCAGGAAGCCUUCGGAGGAACAACACGUGCAAAAUACCACCUAACAGGUGCUAUCGUGUUUUUCUACAUCCCCUUUGUCCUGGUGGUGAUACUUUACUCCAUCAUCCUGAUCAAGCUUAAAAAGCAAGUCCAUCCAGGUGAACAGUCAUCCAGCAACGAAGAACAGCGAGCAAGAAGGAAUAAGAACGUGCUAAAGAUGGCCAUUGCUAUUGUGUUGGUGUUUGUGAUUAGUUGGGUGCCCUAUCACACUAGCUGGGUACUUUUGAGUUAUGUACCGGAAAUUUCAUUUUUUUCGUCUUGCAGUUUUUUAUUAUACGCUCAUAUCACCUACUAUUUGGCUAUCGCAAACUGUGCCAUCAAUCCCUUUAUCUGUCUUAUUUUGAGCAGCAACUAUCGUCAGGGUCUUAAGAAACUUCUGACUUAG